Molecule: messenger RNA, 1137 nt
Organism: Aspergillus luchuensis
Lineage: Eukaryota; Fungi; Ascomycota; Eurotiomycetes; Eurotiales; Aspergillaceae
Product: TauD/TfdA dioxygenase family protein
Exons: 4
Coding region: 1-1137 (378 amino acids)
Cellular component (GO): cytoplasm
Molecular function (GO): 2-oxoglutarate-dependent dioxygenase activity
Source: RefSeq, a predicted model, not a curated record
AUGCCGUCAGCCGUCGAGAGUGCCUCACCCUCGACAAUCCGCGGAGGACACGAGGAGUCCCGUCCACGGCUUUCAGAGCCCCUACAAUACUCCGGAUCGUUGGACUCAUAUACCCAGCAAGACUUGACUCCAGUCAUUGGUAGAGAGUACAAAGGACUUCAGGUGGCCGAUAUACUCAAGGCGGAAAACUCCGACCAGAUUAUCAAAGACCUGGCGGUGACAAUUUCGAAAAGAGGCGUUGUUUUCCUUCGUAACCAGGAUGUCACACCCCAGCAAAUGAGAGAAUUUGGCGAAAGGCUGACUGUUCUGGCUGGUUGCGUAAGUAAUCCUGGCGAUCUCCGGUAUUGUCAGUGGAAUAAUCAGCUUAUAUUUCCCUCACAGCCCGAAUCAUCUGGCCUCCAUGUUCACCCCUUGACGGAAGAAGGCAGCGAACUCGGUGAUCAAAUCAGUGUUAUCAGCAGCGAAAAGCAGAAGAAAGGAGGCGGUCUUACCCACCAGCUCAGCGAUACGAGUCGCUUCGCCUCUGUAGGAUGGCAUACCGAUAUCAGUUUCGAGCGUGUACCUUCGGACUACGCCAUGCUCAAGAUUCACACUCUACCCGAAACCGGAGGAGACACUCUCUGGGCUUCGGGAUACGAGAUAUACGACCGCCUGUCUCCUGAGAUGGCUGCCUUCUUAGAGGGUCUGACAGCCACACACGAUGCGAGCUUCUUCCAUGACGAAGCACGCAGGCUGGGAAACCCCCUACGCAAGGGAAUCCGAGGAUCGCCACUUAAUCAGGGUGAAGAACUUAAAGCAGUUCAUCCUGUCGUUCGGACUAACCCUGUGACCGGUUGGAAGUCCGUGUAUGUGAACAAGGGAUUCACUAAACGGAUUAAUGGGGUAACCAAGGACGAGUCCGAUAUGCUGCUGCAAUAUCUCUUCAAUCUCGUCACACAAAACCACGACGCGCAGGUUCGCUUCAGGUGGAACAAGAAUGACAUGGCCAUCUGGGAUAACAGAUCCACCUGGCAUUGCGCCACUUAUGACUACGCUGAAGCCCGGGCUGGUGACCGGGUCUGCAGUCUGGGUGAAGCUCCUUACUUAGACAUCCAGUCCAAAUCCAGGAAGCAGGCGUUGGCAGAGGCUCAAGCUUAA